ACCCUGGAGUUUCUCUAGUCGCUUUCUUUCUCGAUCUCUUUACUCGUUCGUGACUUCCCUAGUGAAGAUUAACUCCUCUGAGCCUCCCUAAGAAGCUGAACACGAAAGAUGGAAAGACAAGGUGACUCGCGUAAAAGACCUCAAACUUUUGAAACUACAGAUUACUCAAAGAUUCAAAGACUUGUGAUCAGUGAACCUACCAGGGGACACACACAUACAGAGGAUAAAAGGAAACUUCAAGAAAGAUGGUAUAAAACUAGCAAUGAAUGGCAGAAGCACUUAGAGCUUCUCCUUGAAGAUCCUCAUCUGAAGAACAUCGGGAAACUUUUCCUGUCCAUAGACGAGAAGUACAGAAUAGGAAAUGGAGCUGACGGCACGCAAGUAUAUGUGGGAAUGAAAGCAGAUGGCACUGAGGUAGCCAUUAAGCAAAUGAUCAAGGCCAAAACCAAAGAACUAAAGAAUGAGAUGUCACUUCUACGAGACAUAAACCUUGAGAGCGGCUACAUAGUCAGAUAUGUAGAUUUCGAAGAAGAAGGAGAGUUUAAUUAUCUCGCUCUCCAGCUCUGCGAAAGUGAUUUGGAUAAAUACAUGGAUCAGCUUCGUCAACAAGGAGAGCAGGACAGAAUGAAGACUUUGAAGAAAUUGGCAAGGGAUGUGCUCCUUGGGUUAGCAGUUCUCCAUGAGGCUAAGGUGCUCCACCGAGAUAUAAAACCCAGCAAUGUUCUCAUAGAUGUGAAAGGAAAUGCGAGGCUGGCGGACUUUGGCAUAAGCCGCAGACUAAACAGAGGUGAAAGCACCAGGUGCACUUCAAGAGCUGGUACUCGAGGUUGGGAAGCGGCAGAGAUACUGGAAAAUGAGGAUAAAGAGAAGUGCAGAUAUAAAAGAAGCUCUGAUAUACAGGUGGCUGGAAUGUUGGUGCAUUAUAUUCUCUCAGAUGGGCAUCAUCCCUUUGGCAGAGGUAAUCGUGUAGAAGUAAACAUAAUGGAUGGGAAGUACUCUCUGCAAAGAAUAACAGACGUGGAAGCAAAAGAUCUGAUUGAGGGGAUGAUUAAAAAAGAACCAGAACAGAGACUGAGGAUUAAAGAUGCCGUAGAUCAUCCUUAUUUCUGGGAUGAUGACAGGAGAGAUACAUUUUUGAACAAAGUUGGAGAUGAGGAAGAUGUCCAGAACAAGCGCAAAAACUUGGGUGUUGAGCUUCACAAUGCUGUGGAUAAAUACACAACCUUUUCUGAUUGGAAAUCUAAGAUUAUCAGAGUUGUGGAACACACAGCAGGGGUACGCCCUCCUGACAAAAGCUUUACAGAUGAUUUACGUGGCCUGAUACGUUAUCUGCGUAACUUACUGGUGCACAAAAGAGACUUUUUUCAUCAGAAUAACAGGUUUAAAGAUAUGUUCCCGGACUUCUUCAUUAGCGCGCACAAGCUGGCGAAGGAGAUGGGUUGGAGAGGUUGAGGAUAUCCAAUGAGAAGAUGCUCUUACCCUGAUUUUUAUGAACUGCCGAUAUUCGAUAUGAAACUCAGUUACAGUCACUCAUUUUAGCCACAAACAAUUCACUGUUUAACAUUUUAAAAUAACAAAACUGAUUUGAAUUGUUUGUUCAUUUAUUUAGUAUUACUUAUUUAAAAGAUGCAUUUAAGCCAGUACAGAAAGCAGGGGUUCCUGAGGAUAAGCUAAAAGAACCGUACCAGAGCCAGUUUAGGUGGACUCUAUCCCAUUACAUCAACAAAAGGACUGUAACACCAACGAAACACUAGAGGGCGCUCAUGAGCGAGUUCUCAAUGAAUGGGCGUUUGGGGAGCUAAAUGACUAAAAAUGAAAAAUGAAACAUGUUUUUUAACUAUUCAGACCUUCCUUUAAUUGUGGAAAGUGGAGGGAUUUACUUCAUUUAAAAAAAUCAAAGCAAACCUAUCAGUAUAUUUCACUUUUCUACAGCAAACAGGUUUUGUGCAGUAGGACACUAGCAUUACUGCUACUGAGUGCUGAUUGACUAACAGGCUGAUCAGCUCAUUGGCUGAACAAAGCAGUUUGCUCUCUCACUGAUGUCAUGAACAUACCUGAGGGACUGUGUCCUAUAACUGCAGUCCUAUAACCUAUAACUUAUACUCCAUAUAAACCCAUUCAUUUAGGACUCGCUUGGGAGCCCCUCUAGCACCUGACACACCUGGAAGACCUUAUUAAGUGGCAGUUCUAAUCACUACAUUCUCACAAUGAGGGAAACACAAAAGCAAAACUGCACUGAACUUCCUAAAUACCAAGUGUUUAGGGACUUCAGGCAUUUCUUUGGGCAUGGCUGUAAAUGAAUUUGAUUGGCUUAAAUUCACGCAUAUGCAGUGUCAUUCUCCUCUCUCUGUGUGGACAAGUAUUUUGAUGUCGAUUGAUUUUCAUACUUUUUUAUUACUGAGGGUUACAAUAUCCAUUUCUAAAUCAGAUUAAAACACUAUGUCAUAUGUACAUUUAUGUCUCUCUGAUUUGCUGGAUGAGAAUAUGAAGCAUCUUUUCUCCUUUCUUUUUUCUAUUGCAUGAAACUUAGUGUAAACUGUUUUGUAGAAAACUGUGUUUUUUGUUAAUCAGUGAUACAGCUGGUGUGUAAUAUGCUACACUCCCAGAAAUUAAGGGUCUAAACUGUCACUGAGAUAGCUGCAGUACCCUUCCUGCCACUGGGGUGGGACCCUCAAGGGUAAAUGUCAUUACCUUUAGUCAGGGAACAUAUUUGUACCAUAAUCCAUUGAAAUUAUAUUGUAUAAGCUGUAUUUACUCUACAAAUGUUAUCUCGUCACCAGGCUUUUUAUUUUAUUGUUCUGUUUUAAAACAUCAGGUUAUGAAAAGAUGCCAAUGCGUAGUUUUCACCUGGGGAAAAAAAACUUUUUUAAGGUUCACAGUUUGAAAGGGAACAUUUACAUUGUUUGUACUUUGAUAAAUAAAAUAAAUUACCUGAAUAGACCCUUUACUCUU
Molecule: messenger RNA, 2952 nt
Organism: Pygocentrus nattereri (red-bellied piranha)
Lineage: Eukaryota; Metazoa; Chordata; Actinopteri; Characiformes; Serrasalmidae
Product: serine/threonine-protein kinase/endoribonuclease ire-1-like
Exons: 9
Coding region: 109-1452 (447 amino acids)
Biological process (GO): IRE1-mediated unfolded protein response; intrinsic apoptotic signaling pathway in response to endoplasmic reticulum stress; protein phosphorylation
Cellular component (GO): IRE1-TRAF2-ASK1 complex
Molecular function (GO): RNA endonuclease activity; ATP binding; protein serine/threonine kinase activity
Source: RefSeq, a predicted model, not a curated record